Molecule: messenger RNA, 348 nt
Organism: Plenodomus lingam JN3
Lineage: Eukaryota; Fungi; Ascomycota; Dothideomycetes; Pleosporales; Leptosphaeriaceae
Source: RefSeq, a predicted model, not a curated record
AUGUUUAUUUGUCAACGUGUUCGUUUCGUGGGUUGGUUCUUGUUUGUGUUUGCUGAUAUAAAAGGGGAUUUGGUUUUCAAGGACAGCGAGUACAGAUAUGGAAAUUUGCAUGCUUUUGAUACAAGGCAAGGAUUCAAUGUCUACGACUCGCCUGAACAUUUCCGAGACGGCCAGACAAUACUCGGAUAUGCAAAGAUCGUCCGAGACAAUAUGGGCUGUUGCGGACCAGAGACUGACCAGUCGGUUGUCGAGGAACGAACGCGCAGACAGUCGGAAGUCCGAAAGUCAUACGGGCGCAAAAAAGUCACUCGAGGAUGCUUACUUGCGGACCGAGCCUUCUCGCUGUAA